This is a messenger RNA of Oppiella nova, 1432 nucleotides long. NCBI's taxonomy places the organism in Eukaryota, Metazoa, Arthropoda, Arachnida, Sarcoptiformes, Oppiidae. The record is from the annotation of a GenBank genome assembly.
CUCAGCUGUGAAAAGACAAUACAAUUGACACGAAAACUGUUGACAAAAGCCGUCGACACAACUGAUCCCAAACAGAUGACCGCCAAUUGAUUCCGACCCCCGAAGUGGUUGCCAUCGCUCCGGAGGAAUGCUGUCCAACAGUCUGAAGCGUCUGAAUCGGACGAAUCGGUUGAUAACAGUGGACGACAUAUCGGAUAACCUGUUGGCCGGGCGGUCGGCCGCACACACCACGUGCUGGAAGUACUUACAGCAGGCCUCGUAUGACGCGGCUCUGGAUCAGGCCAUCAGUAUCUGUCAGCGAGAGCCCGAAAGACCCGAUGGCUUCGUGUUUAGGGCGAGAGCGCUGUUUAAGCUGAAGAGGUAUACGGAGGCCGAGGAAGUGCUGCUCCACGUCAUGAAGAUCGCCGAGAAGAACGAUCUGAUCCGCACGGAUGUCGAAGGAAUGAUUAAACUGAAGGACGAAUUGGCGAACUCGAGAGUUGAGAUACUGCGCGAGAAUCGGUUCCAGAAACCGCUGGAAAUCGCGGACAGGCAUUGGAAUGACUACCACAAGCCUAUACUCGAAGUCAUAGGCUUCGCGCGCCAGAGCCGGGCCGUUGAGCGACCCAUGGAUGCGGACAUCGAGAUAAUCGACAUCAUUGGUGCCGAACGCGCCAAACAGCUAUACCCGGAUCUGUUGGCCAAUGCGCCGAAACAUAAGAGUACACCCAUUGGGGGCCCGUCUACUAGUUAUUGGCGUCCGGGAGCCAGUCGUUCAAAUGUGGACAUAAGACACGAGUUGAGGGAACGGGAGGGGAAUGUGUCGCACAGCGGAGACCAGAGGAAAGUGGACGAACAGCUGAGAAUCACUGGCCUUAAGACGAGUCUAAUGUUGGCCGAGGAAAAGGCGCAGACGUUUGAUCGCAAGAACCGGGAGUUGGAGUCGGAGCUGAAGAAGGUUUACCAGCAUUUGCUGAAAGUGACGGCCGAGAAGAAGCAGUUGCACCGAAAGUGCGAUACUCUGGAGGAACAGUUGGACAAAGUGUUGGCGCAGUCGUCAGUGGCGUCCACUUCGGUGGCGCCGAAGCGUAAGAUAGAACCGAAGCGCCAGUUCGUCGACUUUCCGGACGAGAGAUACCUUGCGGUUAAGUCGCGAAAACUGAAGGACUAUGUGGUGACCAAAACGCGGCAAAAGUAUCGCCGAAUCGCCAGAAUUGGUAGAAAACGUGUGGCCUAUGGCGGCGCCCAGUCGUCAAUGGCGUCCACUUCGGCGCCAAAGCGUGCGUUGAAUGUCGAGAGAUAUCCGGCGGACAGACCACCGAAUCUGAGGGGCUAUGGGUUUACUAAUUACAACCGAAACGGAGCUAAUUAUGAGCGAAGACCGGAGCCACAGGAGCCUUACGAAGACGAUGGUCUCUACGAGAUAGGGAACUAUAGGGCACUCUAUUAUUGA